Molossus molossus (Pallas's mastiff bat) is the source of this 1545-nucleotide messenger RNA. Its product is annotated as 2'-5'-oligoadenylate synthase 1-like. Bases 122 to 1147 code for a protein of 341 amino acids. The record is from RefSeq and is a predicted model, not a curated record. Gene Ontology annotation, molecular function: double-stranded RNA binding; 2'-5'-oligoadenylate synthetase activity. Gene Ontology annotation, cellular component: membrane; nucleoplasm; cytosol. Gene Ontology annotation, biological process: regulation of ribonuclease activity; negative regulation of viral genome replication; defense response to virus. The transcript has a single exon. Lineage: Eukaryota; Metazoa; Chordata; Mammalia; Chiroptera; Molossidae.
UCCUCCCUCUCCAGGAAAGGAAACGAAGAGCCGUGCAGACGCAGCAGCAGAAGACAGGCUAACAGUCUCCUGCAGACAGCUCCGCGGCCAGUGGCUCUCCUGUCCCUACCAGAGCGUCAAGAUGCAGCUGAGAGACACCCAGGCCAGGUUUCUGGACAAGUUCAUCGAAGAGAACCUCCUGCCGGACACGCCUUUCCGCCUUCAGGUCAGACAAGCCAUCCACCACAUCUGCGGUUUCCUGAAGGAGGAGUGUUUCCAGGGUGCCCCCCACCGGGUUCGGGUGUCCAAGGUGGUGAAGGGCGGCUCCUCGGGCAAAGGCACGACCCUCAGAGGCCGGUCUGAUGCUGACCUCGUCGUCUUCCUCAGCCCACUCACAAGUUUCCAGGAGCAGUUUGAUCGCCGAGGAGAGUUCAUCCAGGAAAUUAAGAAACAGCUACAAGCCUUUCAAAGAGAGACAGGGGAGAAUUUUGAGAUCCGGGAUUCUGGAUGGCAGAACCCCCGCGUGCUCAGCUUCGUGUUCAGCUCCCCCAUGCUCAACGACAGCGUGGAGUUCGAUGUGUUGCCAGCCUUCGAUGUCCUGGGUCAGUUGACAGGACCCCCUGACCCCAAAAUCUACGUCCAGCUCAUUGACGAGUGCACACGCCUGGGGAAAGAGGGCGAGUUCUCCCCCUGCUUCACCGAGCUGCAGCGAGACUUCCUGAAGCAGCGCCCCACCAAGCUCAAGAGCCUCAUCCGCCUGGUCAAGCACUGGUACCAAGUGUGUAAGGAGAAGCUGGGGAAGCCCCUGCCCCCGCAGUAUGCCCUGGAGCUGCUGACAGUCUAUGCUUGGGAGCGUGGAAGCAACAGAAGUGAGUUCAGCACAGCUCAGGGCUUUCGGACUGUCUUGGAAUUAGUCAUGAACUACCGGAUGCUUUGCAUCUACUGGUCAAAGUAUUAUAAUUUUGAAAAUCCUGUUAUUGGCGCAUACCUGAGGAAGCAGCUCCAGAAACCCAGGCCUGUGAUUCUGGAUCCAGCUGACCCUACAGGAAACGUUGCUGGUGGACACCCACAGAGUUGGCCGCGGCUGGCACAAGAGGCUCUCGCCUGGUUGAGUUACCCAUGCUUCAAGAAUUGGGAUGGGUCUCCAGUGGGCUCCUGGAACAUAUAGCUCUAUGAAGAAAGACAAGAUAACUUGAUGACCUGUGAUUGCAGGACAUAUGAUUAUGGACAGUACCCUGAAUACCCUCAGACCCACAAAAACACCCAAGCAGAAGAGACCUGGUCAUGCAGCAUCCUCUGAACACCAGUGCAUCUUAGGUGACACAGCUCCAGUGUCACCUGAGUCAGCCUCCUCCUUUGCAGGGGGCGAACGUUGAUUCCGAGAGGAUGGAGGACGGCUCCGAGCCAGCCGUGAGUAGGAUAGGCGGAGAACCAAAAUCCAGGUCUCCUGACCCAGCCCUUCUCCCUGUUCUGUGCUUCUCUGCUUUCAUAGAUAGCAUUUUCCCGCAGCCCCGCCCACCCCCCUCUUCUCAGACCACAAAAGAAAUAUAGACAAAAGAGGGAAAC